UGGACAGAGAGAUAAAGAGAGAAGAAGCCACAAUGAGAGAGCAAAUAAGGAAGCAAAUAAGGGCGGAAUAUCAGGAAGUUAAGGAAAAGUAUGACUUGCCACAAAUCCAUGCAGAGGGAAAAAUGGGAGCAAGACAGAAGAAAGAGAUGAAAAAGGAAGACCAGUGUGUUAUGCCAGAACAGGAUGAGCAGAUAUCAGAGAACAAUAUGGAAACUGCUGACAUAGAAACAGAGGAGAGAGAAGAAGAGAUGAUUAGUCAAUUGGAGGACAGCAACAAAUCACUAGAACUUGACAAGGAGGGGGUGGAGAAGCUGAAUGCAGAGGAAAAUAAGCAACAUGAGAACAAGAAAGAUCUUAAAAUGUCAAGUGAAGGUGAGAACAAAAUGAAACCUAAAGAGACACAGGGCCAGGCAAAUAGAGAAAAGAAACAGGGAGAGAAGAAGAAUGUGAGUUUCACAGACGCUCUUGAGAAAGGAAAAGUUGAAAUGGCGGAGGAGGACAAAAAAGAGAAGAAAAAUAAGAAACAGAAAGGAUCCUUCCUUGGCUCCCUCAUUAAGAAAGCCAAGGACUGGCACUCACAAGAAUCAGAGCACCAGAGGAAACAACUGCAACAGAAGCAGCAGCACCAACAGGAGAUGCUGCAGCAGCAGGAACAACAGCAGCAGCAGCAGGAACAACAGCAACAGCAGCAGCAGCAACAACAGCAGCAGCAUCAGGAGGAGGAGCAGCAGCAGGAGGAGGAGGACCAAAAGGAGGAGCAGGAGCCAUUGCCAACUCCUGCAAAGUGCAAAGACUUUUCCAUCUUCUGCGCAAUGGGGACUGCUGCAGCCCCGGCAGCUACAGCACCAGCUGCUUCAAAACAGCACCAGCAGCAGCAGCAGCAGCAGACACAACAGUUGGACAGAGAGAUAAAGAGAGAAGAAGCCAGAAUGAGAGAGCAAAAAAGAAAGCAAAUAUAUAAAUUGGAAUAUCAGAAAUUUAUUAACAAAGAGGAGGAGGUGAAGAGGGAACCUACAGCACCAGCUGCUUCAAAACAGCACCAGCAGCAGCAGCAGCAGCAGACACAACAGUUGGACAGAGAGAUAAAGAGAGAGGAAGCCAGAAUGAGAGAGCAAAUAAGGAAGCAAAUAAGUGCGGAAUAUCAGGAAUUUAAGGAAAAGUAUGACUUGCCACAAAUCCAUGCAGAGGGAAAAAUGGGAGCAACACAGAAGAUGGAGAUGAAAAAGGAAGACCAGUGUGUUAUGCCAGAACAGGAUGAGCAGAUAUCAGAGAACAAUAUGGAAACUGCUGACAUAGAAACAGAGGAGAGAGAAGAAGAGAUGAUUAGUCAAUUAGAGGACAGCAACAAAUCACUAGAACUUGACAAGGAGGGGGUGGAGAAGCUGAAUGCAGAGGAAAAUAAGCAACAUGACAAAAAGAAAGAUCUUAAAAUAUCAAGUGAAGGUGAGAACACAGAGACACAGGGCCAGGCAAAUAGAGAAAAGAAACAGGGAGAGAAGAAGAAUGUGAGUUUCACAGACGCUCUUGAGAAAGGAAAAGUUGAAAUGGCGGACAAAAAAGAGAAGAAAAAUAAGAAACAGAAAGGAUCCUUCCUUGGCUCCCUCAUUAAAAAAGCCAAGGACUGGCACUCACAAGAAUCAGAGCACCAGAGGAAACAACUGCAACAGAAGCAGCAGCACCAACAGGAGCUACUGCAGCAGCAGGAACAACAACAGCAGCAGCAGGAACAACAGCAGCAGCAGCAACAACAACAGCAGCAUCAGGAGGAGGAGGACCAAGAGGAGGAGCAGGAGCCAUUGCCAACUCCUGCAAAGUGCAAAGACUUUUCCAUCUUUUGCACUGCUUCAAAGCAGCAGCAGCAAAAACAGCAGCAGGAGCAGCAGCAGCAACAGCAGCAGCAGGAGAAGGAAAGCCAAGAGGAGGAGCAGAAGCCAUUGGCACGUCAUAUAAACAAGUGCAAAGACUUUUCCAUCUUUUGCACUGCUUCAAAGCAGCAGCAGCAGCAGCAGCAGCAGCAGCAGCAGCAGCAGCAGCAGAGAUAUAAAUGAGGAACACAAUAUGUCUUGCUCUCUGUAACAAAUUGUUUCAGAAUCGCGGCUGUGGUCUUCUAAUAAUUGUAGCUGUGGUUUUAUUGACAAUGUUCUUUGUGUAUUGUUUUUUUUCAGUUUUUUAUUUUGUUUUGGGAAGUUGGCAAGCUGUCUAAUUGUCUACAAUCUUGUCCUGGUGUUGGGGGGUGGGGUCAAUUACCUGCAAUGAGAUCAGACCAAUUUAGUCAAACCAAGUAGGAUCACCUGUGAAUGUCAAGUCUUGAAAUGUGUGUCUCUCUCUUGCUAUCAUUUGACUCUGAAGAAGG
Engraulis encrasicolus (European anchovy) is the source of this 2353-nucleotide messenger RNA. RefSeq names its product golgin subfamily A member 6-like protein 22. The transcript is spliced from 4 exons. The record is from RefSeq and is a predicted model, not a curated record. Lineage: Eukaryota; Metazoa; Chordata; Actinopteri; Clupeiformes; Engraulidae. Bases 33 to 2048 code for a protein of 671 amino acids.